Moesziomyces aphidis is the source of this 705-nucleotide messenger RNA. NCBI's taxonomy places the organism in Eukaryota, Fungi, Basidiomycota, Ustilaginomycetes, Ustilaginales, Ustilaginaceae. The record is from the annotation of a GenBank genome assembly.
AUGUCGAAGAAGAUCCUCGUCGUAUUCACCUCGCACACCCAGCUAAUCGGCUCGGACCACCCCACCGGCUACUACCUCCCCGAGAUCGCCCACCCGUACUACCUGCUCAAGGAUGCCGGCUACGAGCUUGUCGCUGCCUCGCCCAAGGGCGGUGAGGCUCCGCUGGACAAGAGCUCCGUAGAGGCGUUCAAGAACGAUGAUGACUCGGUCAAGUUCCUCAACGACUCUGCUGCCCAGCAGUGGGUGUCCAACACCCGUCCGCUCUCCGAGUUCUCUGCCGACUCGGUCAAGGACUUUGCUGCCAUCUUCUACCCGGGUGGCCACGGUCCUUGCUUCGACCUGCCCGUCGACGCUACCUCGCAGGAGCUCAUCCGCGCGUUCUACGAGGCUGGCAAGCCCACCGCCGCCGUCUGCCACGCUCCCGCCGUCUUCACCGACGUCAAGCUCUCCGACGGCUCGUACCUCGUCAACGGCAAGAACGUCACCUGUUUCACCAACGAAGAGGAGGAACAGGCAGGCCUCACCAAGGCCAUCCCCUGGCUCGUCGAGUCGCGACUCAUUGAGCGCGGCGCAAAGUUCGACAAGGUCCAGCCUUGGGGCGAAAAGGUCAUUGUCGACAAGUCUGGCGGCAUCCUCAUUUCGGGACAGAACCCCGCAUCUGCCCUCGGCGUCGGAAAGGAGAUCCUUGCCGCCCUCAAGGCCUAA